AUGAUCAAUCGAACCAUGACACCAUAUCCAAAGGUUGACCAAACCCCGAGCUCUCCACCAGCUGCCGCUGCCAUAUCAAUUCCCGACCUGCCCGAGGACGUCUUUCUCCUGGUCCUGACCAAUCUCGCCGCAUGGGACCUGGUGAGCUGCCAACGCGUGUCGAAAUCAUGGCGCUCUGCAUUCAGCCAAGACCAAUACAUCCGUGUGGUGCUGCAACAUUAUCCACGAGCGAGAGAAGUCCGAACCCUGCCGCCAGGCAAACUUCAUUUCCACAGUCCACGAGAUGACUGCCUCGACUGGAAUCGGAUUCUCCUUCGCGUGGCGUCGCGAUACUAUAGUCUCGUCAAUGGUACGGCGAGAACGGUCCUCAAAUAUCCCAUGGCCCCGGUUGAACAAUUAGGCGACUGGUUCCCGGUCGGACAAUGGGACUAUCACGAAAGUCAACCGGGAGGACGUUUGUACUAUGAGACCGCCGCGGUUCAUCUGAGCAGGAUCGGUUCCAAACCAUACCUGUUCAGACCUACCUUGUGGUCCUACGACCAGGGGCUUCUUGUCUAUGCUCCAGCUCAAUGCACGGGUGACGACUACCUUCCUGGAAUCCUAGCACUAUUGGAUGUCGAGACUGGUCAGAAAUUCCCCAUCCCAUUCGACAUUCGAGGCAAGAUCAUCCGCAACCUCCGGCUGAAGGACCGAACUUUGAUCGUCGAAUGGGCGGAAAGGGACCCCUUCCACAACCUCAAUGCCAUGGAGCAGGUCAAUCGGCAUUUUGCCAACUGCUUCGACGUCUGCCCGGGCCCUGACAAAUCGUCGUGGACGGUGACAUGGCGAUCGGAGUGGAAAAUGCAUUUCCUAGGGCUUCCGCCAAACUACCACGAUCGGUUCUUCUCCACACACAACUCCACCCAUUAUGCCGUGUACUUCUGGCAACCCAAUCGGAGCAUGUACACUGGCGACGAGGAGCUGCCGAUUGAAUCGCUUUCGGUCUGGGACAUUUCCGCCUCGUCCCCGUAUCAGCCGUCCACAGACCCUUCGGGGGAAUUUCGCCCGCCAGAGAAACAAGGACCGUAUAUCGUGUCGAGAUUCAGCUUCACACAUAUGGACUUCGUCGGGAUUCGACAACAUGCCAGUGUGUCACUGAUGUCUCUACAUCUCGAUUCCGAAUCAUUGUCGCUGACCGUGCGUGAAAACGUCGGUGUCGUAGGUCAAGGAUAUUUCGACCCAGCAGAAAGGCUGUGGUGCGCGAAAACGACGACAUUUCCAUUCCUGGGCCAAGGACCGCGACUGUACAGAGAGUGGGAUGGCAAUCUCCCCCCAUAUCGAGGCCAUUGUAGCAUGGAGAGCGCGGAUGUCGAGGAGAGUGAGCGCUGGUUCCUACCGAUCAUGGACAUCGUCGACUCGGACGCUGGUGUCAGGCUGAGUCUCGUCGAGACUUGUUUUUCCGGACAAAGUGUGGACAACAGACUGGUUGUGAGGAUGAAGACGCAGUAUCGUUCUGGUGAAAACAAUGGCAAUGCUGCACUCGACUGGACUACGCUUGACGAGUCUUUGACGCGCGAAGUCAGUGCUAUGGGCCGCAUCGCAGGUGAUGAGCGCUGGAUUAUCGGACAGAAUGACAGGAUGGAGAUUGUGGUUUUGAAGUUCUAA
Messenger RNA from Rhinocladiella mackenziei CBS 650.93, 1644 nucleotides. RefSeq lists its product as uncharacterized. The transcript has a single exon. The record is from RefSeq and is a predicted model, not a curated record. Lineage: Eukaryota; Fungi; Ascomycota; Eurotiomycetes; Chaetothyriales; Herpotrichiellaceae. Gene Ontology annotation, molecular function: protein binding. The coding region runs from base 1 to 1644 and encodes 547 amino acids.